Molecule: messenger RNA, 705 nt
Organism: Symbiodinium necroappetens
Lineage: Eukaryota; Dinophyceae; Suessiales; Symbiodiniaceae
Source: the annotation of a GenBank genome assembly
AUGAUGGUCACAGGAGGCCUGGGAGGCCUGGGCCUGAUCGCUUCCUUCCACUGUGCCGCUGAGUUCGACAAUCCGAUCAUCACCACCUCGAGAUCCGGUCGUCUGGGCAGCGGAGGGGCCUCGGCGAUGAACAUGUUCGAGGCCCUGAAGGAGAUGGUGCCAGUGUACAAUGUGAGGCUCAAUGUGGCCAACGCGCAAGAUACGGCCGAUGUCUUCGCAUGGGUUAGCCGACCAGGAAUGCCCCCGGAGGACAGCAAGAUUCUCAUCGAUGAUGUGGUGUACCAGGUCCGCUACAAGAUCCACUCGCUGCCCGACGAGGCCUUGCGGAGGAUCCAGGAGUUUCUGUUGGAGGUGAAAGAGAAGCUGCUCCAGAUCAUGAAAGACAUGAGGCAGCAGGAAACAAAAAUCGACCAGUCUACGAUGGCUGACUUGUCUGAGAAGGAAGCAGCGGUCAGCCAUGCGAUUGGCAUGAUCCGUGCCAAGGUGGGAGCUGUGCCUCGGUCCGGACAGUGCCGGCUGCUGGGCGGAGUCCCAUCCCACGGCUAUGGGGUGCCAGAUGCUGACGCAUUGGCGACUGUGCCCUCGGAGGGUUCGCCACUGCCGAGCCAGGCUCCAGGGAGAGCUUCUGUUCCGGACUUGAUGGAAGUGGAGCGCAUGUCGUCGCUCCCAAAACCCAUUGGUCCGACCACGUCGGCACUUUUCUAG